Messenger RNA from Prosopis cineraria, 2559 nucleotides. RefSeq names its product pentatricopeptide repeat-containing protein At2g37320. The record is from RefSeq and is a predicted model, not a curated record. Bases 639 to 2204 code for a protein of 521 amino acids. Gene Ontology annotation, biological process: RNA modification. NCBI's taxonomy places the organism in Eukaryota, Viridiplantae, Streptophyta, Magnoliopsida, Fabales, Fabaceae. The transcript is spliced from 2 exons. Gene Ontology annotation, molecular function: RNA binding; protein binding.
UUAGCAAAACAAAUCUGAGAGGGGAAGAAGAACUUUCCACUCCUCCCUAUCCUGCCCCUCAAUUCUUAAAUCCAGGAAAAAUCCCACACCUUGCACCUCAUCUCCGCCGCUGCCCAUCAGUUCGCCGGUCGCUGACGUCCUGCCACCGUCUUUCUCUCCCUGGGAAAAGAAGUAAUUGGAGGUGCCACGCUUAGCAGGGUGGACAAGGAAAAGGAUUAAGGAACAUCAGUUCGUAAUUGGCGAGUCCUCCCCCAAAAGGAGAGAAUGAUACGUCCCGACAAAUUAUGUUCAUCAGACCUAUAAAUAUUUUAUAUCUCUAUUAUGUUUUUACAAGUCAGGCACAACACUUAGAUAUGUUUAGGGACCCAUUUUUACUCGCUACCCAAAAAAAAGAACACUGUGUCACUAUAGGGAUCUUUUGCCUAUCAAUAUCAUUGGUUUUUUAGGGGGUAUACCGUGUCUGUAUUCUAGAAUAUGGCAACUCAUUGAAAUGGAAAGGAUAAGAAAUCAUCUGGCAGCAGAUACUCUAGCAACAGAGAUGUUUGAGUUACCCUGGUAUUGUAAUUAGUGGGGUGCAUGAUUUUUCAGCACUAGUUCUAUGUUGACUUACUUCAUUGGCUUCAAUCGGGGAUUGUGGGAUGAUUCUUUUUCUUCUUGUUCAAAAAUGUCUCAAGAAGAAUUCUUGUCAUGUUUUGCAACCUCUUUCUUUCCUGAGGUCUUUCUCUUCCCACAAAUUUGCAUUUAGAGGAGAGAAAAACGAGUUAGCUAAUGCACUAGGAGUUCUGAGCCUUUUAAACAUCAAGACAGGAGGUACAAAGAAUCUGCAAAGCCAUCUUCGGCUUAUUGAGAGCACGCUGGAAAGCAAUGCAAAAGCACUUGUUAAGGUUAAUCCUGCUGGUGUGCAGGAUAUGACUGAAAUCAGGGAUGCAGUCAGCAAAAUUGUCCCAUCCUCAGACCUGCGGAUUGAGAAUCUGAUUUCUAUUCAUCUUGAUCAGCGGGAACAAGCAACAGGAGUCGAUGCACACCUUUUGUCUCAUGCUGUGAGCACAUGUGGGUCCAAGCGUGACCUUUUUGGGGGUCUUCAAUAUCAUUGCCUAGCAAUAAUUACUGGCUAUAUUGCUAAUUUAUAUGUUGGAAGUUCUUUGGUAAGUUUAUACAGUAAAUGUGCCUUGUUAGAAGAUGCUUAUCGGGCCUUUGAAGAAAUGCGUAUCAGAAAUGUGGUGUUAUGGACAGCAAUUAUAGCUGCGUUUGCACAAGAGUCUCACAUUGACAAGUGUUUGGAGCUCUUCCAUGGUAUGAGAAAAUCAGCAUUGAAGCCUAACGAGUUCACAUAUACAAGCAUUUUGAGUGCUUGUACGGGCAGUGGUGCACUUGGACAGGGGAGAAGUGCUCAUUGUCAAAUAAUUCAAAUGGGCUUUUAUGCUCAUCUCCACAUUGACAAUGCUCUUGUCAGUAUGUAUUGCAAAUGUGGAGUGAUCCAAGAUGCCUUGUACAUAUUUGAACACAUGAAAGAUAGGGAUGUUAUCACGUGGAAUUCCAUGAUAGCAGGAUAUGCACAGCAUGGGCACGCAAAAGAGGCUAUUGAUCUUUUUGAAAAGAUGCAAUUGCAAGGUGUUAGUCCAGAUGCCAUAACUUUCCUUGGUGUGUUAUCUUCAUGUCGGCAUGCAGGACUUGUUAAAGAAGGUUGGCUAUACUUUAACUUAAUGGCUGAACAUGGCCUAAACCCAGAAUUAGAUCAUUAUUCAUGUAUUAUUGAUCUUCUUGGCCGGGCUGGCUUGCUUCUUGAGGCACAAGAUUUCAUCCAAAACAUGCCUGUUUACCCUAAUGCUGUAAUGUGGGGUUCGCUACUUUCAUCCUCUAGGCUUCAUGGAAGUGUAUGGAUUGGCAUCCAGGCAGCAGAGAGCAGGUUAUUGCUUGAACCGGGCUGCCCUGCAACACUUCUUCAACUGGCCAAUUUGUAUGCCAGUGCAGGCUGGUGGGAUCAAGCAGCACGAGUGCGAAAAAUGAUGAAAGAGAAGGGGUUGAAAACAAAUCCUGGUUAUAGUUGGAUUGAAAUUAAAAAUGAAGUCCAGAGAUUUGGAGUAGAAGAUAAGUCAAACAGUAGAAUGGCUGAGAUCGUUACAGUAAUCGGUAGUCUAAUAGAUCACAUGAGAAGUUCAGGCCUUCCACAGAUGCCCGAGGAGGAAGAUGUUAUGUUUUCAUAGAACUAGUUGGUCCUUCUGCAUUAGCCUAGAUACAUCGCAAGGCUUUCUAGUAUUUCAAGCAUCCCCUAUGCUUGCAGGGAAGCAGUGAAGAAAAGAUGAAUGACUUGAUGGGGCUAUCAGAAUCUAAACUUUCUCCAGAUGAGAUAAUAUUACAAACCUGGAAUGGCAAGAUAUCUUGAUCUCUCCUUUUCAUAUCUCUUGGUGCGAAUUACUUGUGAGCAAGCAUAGCUCUCAGGACUACAGAGAGAAAGGCAUUCGCAUUUCAUGGCAAUACCAAUUACCAAGUUUCAUACGACCUUGUGAUCUGUUUUGGUUGUUCGUUUAAUUUUGUCCGGAAUUGUAAUUUAUUUCCUCA